UAGGGCACCACAGGCAACUAACUACAUACGCUGCCGUUGCGUAGUUGCCUGCUGAGCACAUUGUGUUCAGGGGAUGGUCGCGGAAUCAGACCAAUGGGAAGAGCUGCUUGGAUCAGCUGUGCGGAAGAAGGUUGUCGUUGAUGGAGACGGCGAGUCGCCUGAUCUCGGGAGUCUUGUGCUGUUCACAUGGACAGGGUCCCCCUUGCUCGACAACGGGACGACGACGGGAGUACCCUUUGCUCACAGAGAGAGAGCAAGGGCUAGGAUAGGAGAUGGAGACGAAAUUCCAGGCGUGGAGCUUGGUCUUCGACAUAUGCGAGUAGGGCAGCAAUGCCUGGUUCGAUGUGAGGCGAGAUUCGCUUACGGAGGAUUGGGUUGCCCAGCGACAAAGGCAGGGGAUACAGAUCUUCCUCCGGACACAGAUAUCGAGGUCCGGCUCGAACUUGUGUCAAUUCUCCCCUCCACGCCUGUGCCAGAUAUGUCUCCUGAAGAGAUCUGCGCGGAAGGGGAGCGCAAGAAGUUGGUAGGGAAUGGGCACUUCGAGCGCACAGCGUACAAGAAAGCCCUUCGUGCGUACACAGCAGCGGCCAACGCUGUUGCAGAAUUGGAGUUCCCCAACGGAGAUUCGGAUACUUUUCGUGAGGCUCGCCGACUCAGAAUCGACUGCGGCAAUAACAUUGCAAUGACGUGCUAUCGAUUGGGCGAGCUGGAAAAGGCGAAAGAGGCUGCUGUGGGUGUGCUGGAAGAAGAUCCAACUAAUGUUAAGGCCCUUUUUCGCGCUGGUCAGGUAUCUUCUCUCCAGUCCAAUUUCAUUGAAGCAAGAAUAGCCCUUGAGAAAGCUCGCGAGCUAAACCCGCGUUCUAAGGCGAUUCAGGCGGAGCUAUGCCGCUUGGCGGCCCGCAUCAAGUCGUAUAAAGCAAAACGACAGGCUAUGCACGAAACGAUGGGCCGUAGUUUGUUUGAGGGGUCCAAAGCCCCACUGGGGCUUAAGAGGGUGUGUGACAUCGAGGGCAAGGAGGCCCCUCCCACUCUGGCGAAAUCGAUUCGGGCGGAAGCCGUUAGUAGUGAUGCGGCAGGCCAGGUAGCGGCAAAAGGGGCUGGUGUCGCUAUCGAAACCGAUGCAGGAGAGAAGACGCGAUCAGCGGUGCCCGUCGAUGUACAACGGUGUCGAGGACUUUGGGUAUACAUUUUAAUUGCCCUGGCUUCAUGGGGUGGCAUGCAUGUUGCAGCACUCGUGGGUCUCACCUCGAUGUAUGCUUGAGGCUAGCCUGGGGUUGCCAGUUGGUGGCCAGAAUUGUCACGAAGGACUCGUCGUGCUGAUUGUCAUUGUUGAAAGCAAGCCGACG
Messenger RNA from Ectocarpus sp. CCAP 1310/34, 1346 nucleotides. The record is from the annotation of a GenBank genome assembly. Lineage: Eukaryota; Phaeophyceae; Ectocarpales; Ectocarpaceae.